AUGUCACUCGACCUUCCAGAUCAAUGCGCGGAUGCUUUGCCGCAUUCUCCUGAGCCCUCGCCCCCCUUAGAGCCUUCGGCCGCUUUACAGCCGUCGCCCACCUUACAGCCUUCGCCCACCUUACAGCCUUCGACUACCUCCCAGCCUUCGACUACCUCCCAGCCUUCGACUACCGGUACCCUACGGCCGAAAGCUCCAGAUCUUACUCGCGAUCAGCGCCGAGAUAUAUGCCUUUUGAAAGAAAUCGGUUGGUCUUUUAAGCAAAUACAAGCCCAUCUUCAAUUCAAGCCAACAUUGUCGCAAAUUCGAUAUGCGAUUCGAUCAGGAAGACCAUCUACGCCGAAAAAAAGAACUGGAAGACCUCCCUUGUUAACGCAAGCUCAAGUUGAAGAGCUGAUCGAUUUUAUCUGUGCAUCUAAAGAAAACCGACGUAUGUCUUACGAGAAGCUUGCAGCUGAAUUGGAUUUCGGAGUAGGGAAAGAUGCGAUUCGAUCUGCGCUUGCUCGAGAAGGAUUUAAUCGUCGAUUGGGUACGCGAAAGCCUCCGGUUUCCGACAAGAACCGACAAGGCCGUUCACAACAAACCCGGGAUCUAGCUCAAGUCCCGUCCCUUUCACCACGUUUAGAAGGCAACGACGACGUCCAGAACGCAACGCCCGGUGGGCCCGAGGAGGGGAUGUCACGCAGAAUGACUCCGACAGGUACAGGCAGUUGA
Molecule: messenger RNA, 714 nt
Organism: Drepanopeziza brunnea f. sp. 'multigermtubi' MB_m1
Lineage: Eukaryota; Fungi; Ascomycota; Leotiomycetes; Helotiales; Drepanopezizaceae
Source: RefSeq, a predicted model, not a curated record